Leptopilina heterotoma is the source of this 1185-nucleotide messenger RNA. RefSeq names its product tumor suppressor candidate 3 (gene Ostgamma). Lineage: Eukaryota; Metazoa; Arthropoda; Insecta; Hymenoptera; Figitidae. Bases 114 to 1109 code for a protein of 331 amino acids. The record is from RefSeq and is a predicted model, not a curated record. Gene Ontology annotation, cellular component: oligosaccharyltransferase complex. The transcript has 8 exons.
GCUUCUUUGGUGUCGUGUCCCGGUUUUCAAUACUACGCGCACAGUGUAUAUCUUUUUUUUAACCUGUGUGCGCGAUUUUGACACAAGCUUGUCAAAAUCGCCUCUGCAAAAAAAUGGAGUUCAAAUUUUAUUUUGCUCUAUUAGGACUCUUUUUAUAUUAUACAAAUCAUGUCACCUGUCAAUAUAGAACGAAAAGUAGUCAGAGUGCCUCAUUGGCUGAACGUGUACAACAAUUGACUGAUAUGGCUAUGAAACGAUCUGUUAUUAAAUUUGAUGGAGCAAAAUUUAAAAGAUUUAUAAAAACAACACCGAGAAAUUAUUCUGUCGUUGUUAUGUUUACUGCCAUGGCACCACAAAGACAGUGUCAACUUUGCAGUAUAGCGAAGGAUGAAUUCACGAUAGUAGCAAAUUCGUUUAGAUACUCUCAAUCUUUUUCGAAUAAAUUAUUCUUCGCAUCCGUGGAUUUCGACGAAGGAUCUGAUGUUUUUCAAUUGAUGAGACUCAAUACUGCGCCUGUUUAUAUGCAUUUCCCGGCUAAAGGAAAGCCAAAACCAGGUGACACAAUGGACAUUCAGAGAGUUGGUUUUGGAGCCGAUGCUAUGGUUAAAUGGAUUUCUGAACGAACUGAUAUUCAGAUACAAGUUUUCCGUCCACCAAAUUAUUCGGGAACAGUUGUGGUUACUAUUCUAUCUCUUUUCAUUGGUGGUUUCUUGUACUUAAGGAGAAAUAAUUUGGACUUUAUUUAUAAUAAAACACUCUGGGGCCUAGGUGCUAUGUUCUUCACAUUAACGAUGAUCUCCGGACAAAUGUGGAAUCACAUUCGAAGUCCGCCGUUUGUUCAUAGAUCGCCAAACGGAAAUGUUGCCUACAUUCACGGAUCAUCGCAGGGGCAAUUCAUUUUAGAAACCUACAUCGUUCUGAUGCUCUACGCUGCUGUUGUUUUUGGAAUGAUUCUCAUGACAGAAGCUGCGGCACGUAAAGGAGAUGUAAAGAAGCGAAGAAUUUUUGCUGUGAUAGGUGUGGGAUUAGUCACCGUUUUCUUUAGCUUUCUUUUAUCCAUAUUCAGAAAUAAAACUCAGGGAUAUCCUUACAGCCUUCUAUUUAGAUAACUGUCCCAUUAAAUCUAAAAAAUAAAGAAAACACAAAAAAAGAAAAAUGAGUGAUUUAUACAAAAAAAAAAGAAAA